Molecule: messenger RNA, 951 nt
Organism: Cydia strobilella
Lineage: Eukaryota; Metazoa; Arthropoda; Insecta; Lepidoptera; Tortricidae
Product: 3-oxoacyl-[acyl-carrier-protein] reductase FabG-like
Exons: 5
Coding region: 69-878 (269 amino acids)
Molecular function (GO): oxidoreductase activity
Source: RefSeq, a predicted model, not a curated record
UCAUUUUAGUAUCUGGAAUAUAAAAACAGAUUAUUAGCAGAAGGUUUGAAUUUAGUUUUCCUUUUAAAAUGAGUUUCGAAAACAAAGUGGUACUAGUGACCGGUGCAAGCGCCGGUAUCGGCAAAGCCAUAGCGUUACUAUUCGCCGAGCGCGGCGCGCGACUUGCGAUCGUCGGUCGCAACAACGCGGGGAAGCUGCGCGCAGUCGCAGACGCGUGCGCAGUCGCAGUCGCAAGCGCAGGGCGGCCGCUGGAGAUCGUAGCUGAUCUGUCGACGGACGAGGGGUGCGAGAGGACGGCGAAGGAGACGUUGGAUCAUUACGGAAGAUUAGACGUUCUGAUAAACAAUGCAGGAGUGGGCGCACGGACGGACCUCGCGGGGACCGACAUGGCGAUAUUUGAUAAGGUGUUUAACAUAAAUGUAAGAGGCGUUUACAAUCUCACGCGGCUAUUGGCACCAGAGCUUAUCAAAACCAAGGGGAACAUCGUCAACAUUUCCAGCAUAUCCGGUACGGCGGUGGCGGUGGGGAGUCUGCCUUACAGCAUGUCGAAGGCUGCGCUGGACCAUUUCACAAAACUGAUCGCCCUCGAGUUAGCUCCUAAAGGCGUUAGAGUCAACACCGUGAGCCCUGGAGUCACAGUUAGUGACUUCGUCCAACGUAUAACCGGCAUCAGCGACGAGGCAUACUCCGAGUUCCUAACCAACAUGGCCGCAGGAAUUCCUAUGGGUCGCGUAUGCCAGCCUGAGCACAUAGCCAAGAUGGUGGCAUUCUUAGCAAGCGAGGAUAGUGAACUAGUCACGGGUACUAUAGUUAAAGUCGACGGUGGUGCGGAUCUGCAUAUCGACUUUACACACAUGGCGAAGCAGACACAGAAAUAAAAUAAAAAACCAUUUGUGACUUCUUCAAAAUGAAUGUCACACUCCAUUACCUUAUAUUAUGUAACUAAAUAAU